Molecule: messenger RNA, 1200 nt
Organism: Rubroshorea leprosula
Lineage: Eukaryota; Viridiplantae; Streptophyta; Magnoliopsida; Malvales; Dipterocarpaceae
Source: the annotation of a GenBank genome assembly
AAUUAUUUCAUGUUUUCACAACUGAUUUUCUCAGUUCAUCAAACCAAAAGAUAUUGCCCUCUCCACUGAAGUUCUUGGAGAUACUAUCAAAAUUAAGCAACAGAACUUGUGGGAGAUCAAGUUGAAUGUUAGAACAGGAAUGCUCGAAAGCUGGAAGGUUGAAGGAGCCCCAAUCAUGAAUAAAGGAAUAUUUCCAUGCUUCUGGCGAGCACCUACUGAUAAUGAUAAAGGGGGAGAACAAACUAGUUACUGCUCCCGGUGGAAAGCUGCCCAUAUUGAUAGCCUCUCUUUUGUUACAAAAAGUUGUUCUAUAGAGAGUCCAGCAGACAAUCUCGUGAAAAUAGUAGUUGUUUACCUUGGUGUGUUGAAGAGUGAGGAUGGCUCUUUUGAAGAGGGAAAAUCAAAUGCUCUAUUCAAUAUUGACAUGAUUUAUACAAUUUAUGGUUCUGGAGACAUCAUUGUCGAAUCCAGUGUAAAACCCAAUUCUGAUCUUCCUCCUUUACCGCGCAUUGGAGUUGAAUUCCACCUAGAGAAAUCAGUGGAUCAAAUCAAAUGGUAUGGAAGAGGACCAUUCGAGUGUUAUCCAGAUCGGAAAGCCUCUGCCCACAUUGGAUUCUAUGAGCAAAGCGUGGCUGGCAUGCAUGUUCCUUACAUUGUUCCUGGGGAAAGUGGGGGCAAGGCAGAUGUCAGGUGGGUGACAUUUCAAAACAAAGAUGGACUUGGAAUUUAUGCUUCAGUUUAUGGCAACUCUCCACCUAUGCAAAUGAGUGCAAGUUACUACAAAACAGCAGAGCUUGAACGCGCAACACAUAUUGAAGAACUAAUCAAGGGGGAUGACAUCGAGGUGCACCUUGAUCAUAAACAUAUGGGUUUGGGUGGAGAUGAUAGCUGGACACCCUCCGUUCAUGAGAAGUAUCUAGUUCCUCCUGUGCCAUACUCCUACUCUAUCAGGUUGUGUCCCAUCACAGCUGCCACCUCCGGCUAUGACAUCUAUAAAUCUCAACUUCAGAAUUGAAUCCUGUUUUUCAGCUAAAUGCUUUCUUAAGGAUUCGACGAUAUUACUUUAUUUGACCAUGUAAUAUAUAUUUUCCUAGAGAUAACCUCCAUGUAGUUUGGCCUCUAGAAAUAAAAACUCAAUGAAUGUGAAACCAUAUUUUAUUACUUUUUUUUUUUCUUUUUGAAUAACAUGCGUUUUUUUGG